Molecule: messenger RNA, 3607 nt
Organism: Topomyia yanbarensis
Lineage: Eukaryota; Metazoa; Arthropoda; Insecta; Diptera; Culicidae
Gene: IntS4
Product: integrator complex subunit 4
Exons: 3
Coding region: 417-3272 (951 amino acids)
Biological process (GO): snRNA processing
Cellular component (GO): integrator complex
Source: RefSeq, a predicted model, not a curated record
GUUAUGUCCAGGUAACUGGCAUCCCUAUCUCUACAUACAGAGUUUGACAAUAGGCAACAUCGUUUUUCCACCGAUCGAUGGGGGUCAGUUUGACAACGUCAAAAUCGCUUAAAAUGUCAUCAACAAACAAUAGUAGCAGUAAACAAAAGAAAACAAUGAACACUUUAACUGAUUUGAUGUAAACUAAAGUGCUCCUCGUUCGUAUUUAAAAUUAAUUUCGUUCAUUUUGUUACAAGCAAAGUUUUUAUGUUGACUACGAAAAUAUGACGUCACGUCACCCUCUUGGUUAUGUCAAAUCCAGUGUUUAUUAUCGAUACGUGUGCCAAGGUCCAAGAGUUGUGAUUGUAAUAUUUUUAUCUCCAUAAAUUCCUAAAAUUCGCUAGAAAGGUGGUGCUUGUGGCUCAAGAGUAGUCAAUAUGUCGCUCGUCGUGAAAAGACCAUUUCCAGAGCCGACAUUAACGAUUCAGCAGGAACCGGCACCGAUCGUUCCGCAGCUCUUGGGAUCCACUAGCAGCACCAAUACGGCCCGAAUCUACAAACGUAUCCGGUUGACAUCGAGAAAAUCCAGUGGUGUGCCUGUUUCAAUUUUAGCGUACGUCAAUUUGUUAGAGGACACAGUCAACAGUAACGAUGCGCUACAGGUGCUAAUCAAGAUCAGUGACUCGAUGCAGUUUGAUGAGAGUGAGUUUCCGGAAGCGGUCAAGAAGCUGGUGGAACAUUUUCGACGGGAGCCGGAAUCUGCUGUACGGGUUAAGAUACUGUCACUGUUUGGCGAUUUAGCGUGCGAGACGGGCAUUGAAUGUCCUCCGUUGAUAGACGAGGUGAUAGGGCUAUUGAAGGGAGAAACUUCAGCGAAGGUAAUUUCCCAGGGUUUGUGUGCCUUGGAGCGGAUUGGUCGUGCUUGUUCGUUAACUUCGGUAGCAUAUGUUAAUAAGAUGGUGUUUUUCGCAAAAAGUAAGCUCUUUUCACCCAGCCAUAAUGUUCAAAGGCAUGCCAUUUUAUUGCUUGGCUUGUUUGUGCUAGUUUCGGAUGCGGAGAAGGAAAGCUUGGAGUUAAUUGGGAAAUACACUGAUUCGGCGGAUGCAAGAGUGAGAGCGCAGGCUUUCCGCUCAAUGCUAACCUUGGGUGAACGUGGAGUGCAUCUGCCACCAACGCUCUAUGAGCGCGCCUGCAGUGCUAUGAUCGAUGAUUACGAAUGUGUUAGAAAAGAAGCACUUCAAAUGGUGUACAAAUUAGGUGUAAAACAUCCAGAGCAUCUAAUUAAGGUUCCAGACUCAGAACAGGAAAUUCGAUUGAUUGACGAUGCUUUUGGGAAGGUUUGCAAUGCGAUUUGUGACCUUUCGAUGCACAUUCGGAUGCAGGCUGCGGAUUUACUCGGAGGGAUGACCAUGGUUAGCGAUGAGUUUCUCCACCAGACGCUAGAUAAGAAACUGAUGAGUAACAUGCGUAGAAAGAAGAGUUUGCACGAGCGAAGUGCCGAGCAUUUCACAAGUGGAGAGUGGUCCAGUGGAAAAAAGUGGGCGGAUGAUGCACCUAAGGAACUGGUUAAUGCUGAAUCCGUUUCAUUAAUGGCUUCCGGAGCCUGCGGCGCUUUAGUACAGGGAUUAGAAGAUGAGUUUUUGGAAGUCAGAACGGCUGCUGUGAAUUCAAUGUGUAAGCUAGCGCUGAAAAAUCCGCCCUUUGCUGUUACAUCUCUGGACUUUUUAGUCGACAUGUUCAACGAUGAAAUCGAAGAAGUUCGUCUUAGAGCUAUCUGCAGUUUAACGGCAAUAUCCAAGCACAUCAUUUUGAGAGAAGAUCAACUGGAAACCAUGUUAAGUUCGCUGGAGGAUUACUCAGUGGAUGUCCGCGAAGGACUUCAUCUGAUGCUGGGUGCCUGCAAGGUUUCAACGAAAGCAUGUCUCUCGUUGGUCGUCCAAAAAGUGUUAGAUGUGCUUUUAAAGUACCCCGAAGAUCGUCUUUCAACGUACGGAUGUAUGCAGCGUGUUGGGCAGAAACAUCCGGAGAUAUGUAUGACAUUGACUCCGCAGCUUCUGCAGGAUCAUCCAUUUUUUGACAGUGCCGAGCGAGACGUGGAGGAUCCGUCCUACGUCUGCAUUUUGAUUAUGCUUUUCAAUGCCGCUCAACAUCUGCCCCCAAUGUUAGGCCUUUUCCCGGAAACCAUAGUGAAGCAUUAUUCAUAUUUACGCGAUACAAUGCCCGGAUUCGUUCCUCGUCUGAAUCUGGGAGGCCAAUCCACCGAAAUGAUGCUAACCGGUUCCACCGGAUCACGUCAGUUUUUAGAAACGCUGUUGAAUAACAUUCAGCAAGCUUAUCCUACCCCAAAAGCCCGUCUAGCAUUGCUGAAAGCGGUACAGGAAAAUCUCGAUCGUUUAGCUGAAAUCGAUCCUGUCUUCUCAGGAACCGCAAACUUUACAGCCACUUUCCUGGGUACUCAGCUACUAAUGGAAAAGUUACAUGUAGCAAUCGGUGGCCAACCAACGGAAGCCCCGUUGAAAGACUGUCUCGCCCAGUUGAUCCGGAAGUGUCUCGAGCUGCAGAACCUCUUCUCCUGUCUUACGCUUGACGAUCAUUUGUUGGUCAAACAGAUGUGCCUUCGAGCCAGUGCACUCAAUCUCGUCCUGGUUGUUAAGGAUCGUACCCAAAGUGCGCUCGCACCUUGUCAGCUGUUACUGCAGAUAGCCGCGGAUGCUAGUAACUUUAUGCAGGAGAACAGUUCCCUCGUACCCGAUUCCUUCACCAGUGCGAUUCUCACUAAGUUGGCUUCGAUCGGUGAUCCUCGUCCGGGUCGUGUUUUUCGAGAAAUUCUACCGUUAGUACAGGCUGCCUCUCCAGUAGUCAUCCCAAAAAUUAACACGAAUAUCCAAAUGUGCAAAGCACGAAUCAUCGAACCAUCGGACAACUACUACAAUUCGGACAACGUCAUUAAGGUCACGGCUGGUCUGAUAGCAGCCAUUCCAUUGGUUGCCGAGUUGGAAAAUAUGCAGGAAACUCAACGACAGGGUCUUCGCUUGAAAAUUAAAUAUCCCGAUCAAAAUGUGCACAUCGUAGUUCCUAGGAAGCGCGACAUAAAGAAGAUAAUAACUGAACAGGGCGAAAGUGAUACGCACUGGCGCCUGAGAACAACGGUUUUGCUGUCGCAUGGUGUUUGGACCGAAGCAGCACCGGUAGAUAUCGGCAUCUGCCUGUCCGUGCGUCCAAGCUGCGAGUUGGAACUGUGCAAACCAUUGAAGGUACAGUUUGCGCCAAAACCGGUCAAGAGGGGUAUUUGAGCUGGGUAGGUGCAGAAAGUAAAGGGAAGAGAAGGGAUCUGCAAAUUUUCAGUUCAUCCGAAAUUCUUAGGUUGUGCACGUUGAAGUCAGAUAUAAAAACCUCUCUGGUUGCCAAUUUCACACUAAAUCAGACUAACACGGAAUUAUGCAGACUACUUCAGUGUGAUAAAAGUACAUUCAAGUCCAAUUGGUUGGUGUUAAAUCAGACCGGACCAAGUCGCAAAACACCAAAAAAUGAGUUAAUGAUAGCACUGGAUAAAGAAUUUUUUCAUCUACAUUCCACUUUUACCAGAUUUGAAAUAUGAAACAAUGAACAAGAAUUAUGGUAAAAAUUA